AUGGCGGCCGCGAUGGUAAUGACAUCCAGCAAAGUCGGAAUUCAGAGUUACUAUGACACGAAAAUCCAAGAACUGAGCUCCAUCAUCAAGGAUCGCAAGAACAACUUGCGCCGCUUAGAAGCGCAGCGGAACGAGCUGAACAGCAAGGUCCGGCAGCUGCGUGAGGAGCUGCAGCUGCUGCUAGAGCCAGCCUCCAACUGCGGUGAAGUCAUCAAAGCGAUGGGCACGAAGAAGGUCCUGGUGAAGGUCGGGCAGGAAGGGAAGUAUGUAGUGGACAUUGACAAGGAUAUAAAAAUCGAGGAUUGCAAAGCAAAUACCCGGAUUGCCCUCACAAGCGACAGCUACGUCUUGCACAAGAUCCUGCCCAGCAAGGUGGACCCUCUGGUGCAGCUCAUGAAAGUAGAGAAGACGCCGGACAGCACGUACGAAAUGAUCGGGGGAGUGGACAAGCAGAUCAAGGAGAUCAAGGAGGUCAUCGAACUCCCGAUUAAGCAUCCAGAAAUCUUUGAGUCGCUGGGCAUUUCGCAGCCAAAGGGAGUGCUGCUGUAUGGCCCACCUGGCACGGGCAAGACGCUGCUUGCGCGGGCGGUGGCCCACCACACAAACUGCUGCUUCAUCCGCGUCUCGGGCGGUGAGCUUGUGCAGAAGUACAUCGGUGAAGGCAGCCGCAUGGUGCGCGAGCUCUUCGUUAUGGCACGCGAGCAUGCGCCGACAAUCAUCUUUAUGGACGAGGUCGACUCCAUCGGAUCAUCGCGUGUGGAGGGCGAGUCCGGGGGUGACUCGGAAGUGCAGCGCACGAUGCUUGAGCUCUUGAACCAACUUGACGGCUUCGAGGCAACCACCAACAUCAAGGUCAUCAUGGCUACCAAUCGAAUCGACAUCCUCGAUGAUGCUCUUCUCCGGCCCGGUCGCAUUGACCGCAAGGUGGAAUUCCCGAACCCCAACGAAGAAGCUCGCCAAGAAAUUCUCAAGAUUCAUUCCAGGAAGAUGAACCUCAUGCGUGGCAUUGACCUGAAGAAGAUAGCAACCGGCAUGAAUGGAGCCAGCGGUGCUGAGAGCAAGGCGGUCUGCACAGAGGCUGGGAUGUUUGCCCUGCGUGAGCGGCGGCAGCACGUCACACAAGAAGAUUUUGAGAUGGCCGUGUCGAAGGUCAUGAAGAAAGAUUCCGACAAGAAUAUGAGCCUGAUGCAGUUGAUGAGGUAG
This is a messenger RNA of Symbiodinium natans, 1203 nucleotides long. The record is from the annotation of a GenBank genome assembly. Lineage: Eukaryota; Dinophyceae; Suessiales; Symbiodiniaceae.